UCUAGUUUGGUGGGAGGCGUGGGUCGGUCGGACGUGACUGAUAAUAUUAGUUCGUGUUUUUUUUUCUGUAUAUUAAACAGAGCUUUCUACGUUUGUGUGUUUGUUUAUGCGAAUAUAUUAUUUUAAAACAGUACCAGUUGAUAUGUUUGUACACAUAUAAAACGAUCAUAAAUUCAUCAUAGGCUCACGAUGACCUGCUGUGUGCACUUUCAUGCUUCAUUAUAUGAGUGGGAGCUUACGAAUGUUGGCUGUUGUGUGCAUAUCAACACCAAGCUGAGUUCUCGAAGAAAAUUCGCCGAAAUGCAUGGAAAUUGUGCAUUUUCAGCGCUGAAACUGUUUAUCCCAUUAUAUGUUACUAGUUCGUGUUGCCUUUCGGAAGCUUUUAAUUUUGAACUUCAAGUAUGUUGUGUAAACAGUAUGUUGUCAUUAUUAUAAGCCCUGUUUAAAUAUGCACGAAGGCGAGGAAGUGACUUAAAAUAUAUUUAAUUCGCUCCAUUGACGUUAAUAGAAGAAGUCAUACACUUCUCACCCACAAAGGGAUGUAUACGAGCUUACUUGACGUUUGACGCCUAUUAAAUUUCCUCUGGCGUGCUUAAAAGAGUUUAGAGAACGUCUAACUUGACUUUGUUUUCUGUACGUUUCUUCUGAGAGUAUGGACGUCGGUAAUACAGCGUCCAAUCGACGAGCCAUUACUUUACAAUGUGGUAUUUUUCGCGAAACUACGAUAUUCGAAGACCAAGACUUCUCCGUAUUUAGAGAAUUAGUGUAUUUCUUUCUCGAUAAUAAGUUCCCGGAUCACAGCUAUGUGGCUUUGGCAGACAAGAUUUUGCUGUACAAGCAUGAUUAUAGUAAGCCAAAUGUGUUGGAGUUGCUCACACAUGUUGAACAGUUAACAGAUGGAGCUGUCGUAGAGAUAGUAUUUAAAGCUCAAGAACUUCAUGAUGAGACAGUAAUUCGGCCACAUAUGCUUGUUGUACAUUCAUACCAUUCACCAAGUUUCUGUGAUUAUUGUGGUGAAAUGUUAUUUGGUUUGGUGCGUCAAGGAUUGAAAUGUGAAGGUUGUGGUGGCAAUUUCCAUAAAAGAUGUGCCUUUAAGAUUCCAAACAAUUGCUCAGAUGUAAAAAGACGAGGCUCUUUACAAUCCAACUCAGGUAGCAUUAGUUCUUUUGGAAGCACUGAUUCCUUUGUUUCAAAUGAUAAAAAUGGUCGACGGAUGACAUGGGGAGGUGGCCGGCCAGUGUGGAUUGAUAGGGCCAUCUUGGGAAGAAUUGAUGUUCCACACACAUUUGUGGUGAGGUCAUUCAAGAAGCCAACUGUCUGCAUGAUUUGCAAGAAAAUGUUGAGAAUAUUUGGCCAAGGUGUUCAAUGUAAAGACUGUAAAUUUACUGCACACAAGAGAUGUGCUCCAGAUGCUCCUAAAAACUGCCUUGGUGAUACAGCUGCAUAUGAUGAUCCAACGCAGAACCACAUUCAAGAUGUUAAUGAGAUUCAGGAGGAGAGCGAUGACUCAGGACCAGAAAGCCCAAAAACAGACGCUGAACCAGUAACACCAACAUCGCCUGUCGAGCCCAAACCUCCGAAGCUCGAGGCAACUGAAAGUUCAAACAUUCCGCUUCAAAGAAUAGUCGUAUCCGUGAAACACACCAAGAAAAGAGCAUCCAAAGUAUUGAAACAAGGAUGGAUGGUUCAUUUCACCGAAAAAGAUAGUAAUAGAAGAAAACAUUAUUGGCGAUUGGACACGAAGUGCAUUACGUUAUUUCAAAGUUCGGAAGGAAAAAAUUACUAUAAGGACAUUCCGCUAUCGGAAGUAUUAUCAGUGGAUACGAACAUAGAUCGACAAAAAACAGAUACAUCAAGACAACCUCAUUGUUUUGAAAUGAAGACACGCGUUGCUACCUACUACGUUGGUCAAACAGAUAACUUGCAAGAUACUGGUCCCGUCGAUAGGGAUGCUGGGAUUGGGACAAGGCUGGGACUUGCUUGGGCCGAGGCUAUCAAGUCUGCCCUUAAUCCAGGAUGCGUCACGCCGCAGACCAGUACUACUGCGGGAUCUAAACAGCAAGAGAAAGAGGAGAAACCAAAGGAUGAAAAACAAACAGAACUUAAACCAAAGCAGGACCUAUCUCAACUUUAUCAAGUCUUUCCAGACGAAAUUCUUGGUUCUGGCCAAUUUGGUAUUGUCUACGGAGGUGUUCAUCGGGAGACUGGUAACGAAGUUGCCGUAAAAAUUGUCAAUAAACUUCGCUUUCCGACAAAACAGGCCACACAACUAAAAAACGAAGUGGCUAUUUUACAGGACUUACGUCACCAAGGAGUCGUUAAUUUAUAUCACUUUUUCGAAACUGUGGAAAAGAUCUUUGUCGUAAUGGAAAAGCUCAAGGGAGACAUGUUAGAACUUAUAUUGUCUAGUACGAAAGGAAGAUUAACGGAAAGGUGCACGAAGUUUAUGAUAUAUCAGAUUUUAAUCGCUUUGAAACAUCUUCAUUCAAAAAAUGUUGUACAUUGCGACCUAAAGCCCGAAAACGUGUUACUAUCAUCAAACUGCUCGGAUUGUGGAUUUCCUCAGAUCAAACUCUGUGAUUUUGGUUUUGCCCGUAUCAUUGGCGAGAAAUCAUUUCGUCGUUCAGUCGUCGGCACGCCUGCCUAUCUUGCUCCCGAAGUUUUAAGAAAUCGAGGAUACAACAGAAGUAUUGACAUGUGGUCUGUUGGUGUUAUUAUAUACGUCAGCCUAAGCGGUACAUUUCCCUUCAAUGAAGACGAAGAGAUAGCAGAUCAAAUAAAAAACGCUGCGUUUAUGUAUCCUCCUGAUCCAUGGCAAGAAAUCUCUGAGCAAGGAAUUGAUCUAAUUAAUAGAUUACUACAAGUCGAUAAACGUUACCGCUUGUCAUGUGACAAAUCUCUCGCUCAUUCAUGGCUACAGGAAUAUCAAACGUGGUUAGAUCUACGGAGUUUGGAAGCCAUAGUUGGUGAGCGUUAUCUUACACAUGAGAGUGACGAUAAACGCUUUGAGGCAUAUCGUUUAGAGCUUGAAGCUGCCAGUCAAUUAAACAGUAAUAGCAGGUUUAAUCAUUUGUAUAAGAAAACUAGUGGUGGAAUGCAGGGUCCAGCAAAAGACAAGCUUGGAACUGCGAUCAGUUAUGUAUAAGGAAAAACUACGGUCUGUUUUAGCUUGGGAACAGAAGUAAUAUGAAAACAGAAUUAAUGAAACUGUGCCCCUGUUACUCAUUUCCACUCUGACAUCAAAACAGGAUUUGAAAUGUGAUCUUUCUUAAGUAUUCAUUUCAUAAUCCACUUGCGCAGUCAUGGAUUACAUACCAGUCAUAAAUGGAAGUCCUUAGCCCUAAAAAAGUCUCACAGCAAGUCAUUUGCAACAUGCAGAAAUCCACCGAGGGGAAGAGUAUUAGUGAUAUCGAGAAGAAUAUGACAAGAGAAUUUUAUUGUAUGAUAAUUUGACCUAAACACAGAAUGUAAAUUUCACAUAAUUUGUUAAAUAAACUGGUAAUAGCAUCA
This is a messenger RNA of Xenia sp. Carnegie-2017, 3510 nucleotides long. Its product is annotated as serine/threonine-protein kinase D3-like. Gene Ontology annotation, biological process: protein phosphorylation. NCBI's taxonomy places the organism in Eukaryota, Metazoa, Cnidaria, Anthozoa, Malacalcyonacea, Xeniidae. Bases 653 to 3145 code for a protein of 830 amino acids. The record is from RefSeq and is a predicted model, not a curated record. Gene Ontology annotation, molecular function: protein serine/threonine kinase activity; ATP binding. The transcript has 19 exons.